This is a messenger RNA of Pseudocercospora fijiensis CIRAD86, 780 nucleotides long. RefSeq lists its product as uncharacterized. Lineage: Eukaryota; Fungi; Ascomycota; Dothideomycetes; Mycosphaerellales; Mycosphaerellaceae. The transcript is spliced from 9 exons. The record is from RefSeq and is a predicted model, not a curated record. The coding region runs from base 1 to 780 and encodes 259 amino acids.
AUGCACGCCACAAGAUUGAGGAGAGCCAUCUUGCGUGGGUCACUGUUCACGACAAGUAUCCAACGUUCGAAGUCUAGCGGCUGGCAGGCUGGUCCGCAGUCGAUCAAGUCGCCGAUAAUCGUGCAGCAUGGCUUGGAGGCUGCUUGUACAUAUGAAGGUGCUCAGCUGAGAAAGACAUUGGUGGCUGCACCUGUACCCAAAGCUCACUCGCUAGCAGUGUGGCUGCAGCACCAAGUGGGCUCCCACGUUUUUGGCAAACGUGGCACGCAAGGCACACAUGCUGCUGUUUCAUGCUCAUUCAUCGUGGAUUCCGCGCCAAAUGCUGAUGCUUUCAAAGCCUGCUUCAGGAGAUCGGGAGCAUACUGCUAUGAAAGGCUCAUACAGGUCAUUCAUGACCAUCAGGCCGUGGCCUCAUCCUCCCCAGUCGACUUGAAGGUGCUUGCGUAUGCGUGGCUUUCGGCGGUCUCGACCAGUGCAGGCCUCGGAGUUCUAGCUUGGCGACCAGUGUUUAGCAGCGAGGCGAAGCUGUACGAUGGAGGAGAGCAGAGUAGAUUGAUGAGCCGAGAUGAUGCCGAUGCCGAUGGCAGUCCAAACUCAAUCUUGCAGUCCAUAUUCUAUACUCUAGAAUACAGAUCCAACUCCCUCCAACUUCAGAAUUUCGUCAAUCAAUGCACACUCCAACAUGCGAAUGACCUCGGGAAUAGCCGCCGGCACUCACGCACAUGUGCGGCGCAGAGCAGGGAAAGGAAAAGGCUGAGAGAAGAGCUGGAAGCGCCUUGA